This is a messenger RNA of Paraphaeosphaeria sporulosa, 5178 nucleotides long. RefSeq lists its product as uncharacterized. The transcript is spliced from 3 exons. The record is from RefSeq and is a predicted model, not a curated record. Lineage: Eukaryota; Fungi; Ascomycota; Dothideomycetes; Pleosporales; Didymosphaeriaceae. Bases 1 to 5178 code for a protein of 1725 amino acids.
AUGGGCUUGGACACCCAACGACCACCUCUUCCGGCACCUACUGAACCUUCGACUCUCAGCUCCGUAGACAACGACACUAGUCUCCGCGACGACGUGGACACCAACGUCUCGUCGCGUACCGACAAAACAUCUUAUUCCAUCCCCGAGGACGGCACCCCUGUAACCAUCAACACCACCAAGCAGCAAGGCGGCUUCCACAAGAAGUAUCCCUCGCAAACCUCGCUGCUCAUCGAAUAUUUUGAGGGCGGUAAGUCGGAAGGCAAGGUCCACUCGCGCCCUAGCGUCCGCGUGCGAGUCACACCGUCCUCCCGCAAAAACAAGUCUGCGACUGCGAACGACCACGUGCAGAUCACCCAGACGACCCGCAACACACGAAAGCCGCUGUAUACCCGGCGUGUAUCCUUAGGCAGCAAGCCCCGCGACGAACUUGUACACCACACCAACACCGACGUUUCUUACUCGGACGGCUCCAACGUUUCCUCAAUUCCGCCUGUCGAGAUCGAGGUCCUUCAGAACGCUAGCGACCUAUCUUUUAACGGCGGACGGUUCGUUCCAAUGGCAUCAGACAUAUCCUCUAUGCCCCCGGACAGUAUGUUGGAAGGCGAGCCUAUUAUCAAAACCCCAGGCCGUCGGCGCAGCCGCAGUCUGGAGCGCGACGAAGUUCUAGCAUCAAAGGACAUUUCCGACACGCUGAAGGCUCCCACGCGGCAACGCAGCAGGAGCUUGAGCAAGGAAAGGAUAACUGCUCGCGUAAUGGAGAAAUUGCAGCAAAAACCCACAGAAAGCGUCUCGCCCAAAUCUAAGCACAGAACAGGUAGCAGAGAGGAGCUCACUGCAAGUCGCAAGUCGCAUCGAAAGACGAGUAGAUCCCGCCGCGAAGAAGAGACGAGUGGCAUCAGCGGGACCGAGUCUAGCCUACUGUCUUCCAAUGUUCACCGUCGCUCCGGCGACACACAGUCUAUACGCUCGGGGGUUUCUGGAACCUCGUCGAUCAACAAUCCCAAGCUGCUUGCGACGGUUGAAGAUGCCAUCAAGCGUCUCAUUCUUCCUGAACUGACUGCCUUGAAAGAGGAACAGCGCACACAGAAGAACGCCGCAAAAUUCGAGACCAUGUCCCGCGAUAGCACUUAUGAGGCAGCAGAAUCGACAAAGUCCCGCGAUAGCUCUCGUCGGCGAGUGUCCAAGUCCUCAAGCGCGCCGCAUAUCCACGGUAGCAAACCAAAGGUGGUCCUAAACCGGGACGAAAACGACCCCGGUACCGUCCUCUCUGGAGGCUCGAGUCGCCAUCGACGCUCAAGCCGUGGCUCAGUGUCAGAGCGCAGCUAUGCUGAGUCCACCGAAGAGAAGAUUCGCCACAAGAAGAGCAAGGACAGCAGCCGCCACUCGACUCGUGACGCCGCUUUGGCAGGGCUUGCCGCAUCCGGACUGACUGCUGCGGCUUUGAAAGGCCACACUGCCCGCGAAGAGGAGAAGGCAGAACGCAAAGAAAGGAGAAAGCGACAUUCGAAGAGCCGAAGCAGGACAGCAAGUAUCUCAGAAAGUAUAGAAGACGAGGUUUUUGAAACACCGUUCACAGAACCAUCCGUACCUCCGCUUCCAAUCCUGCAGAGCGAAUUGCAGGGCUCUGAGUUGACGCGCGACUCAAUACUAUCAGCGGAAACAGAGACGCGGGAGCGUCCAGAGUCGAGUUCUUCAAGACACACCGGGGCGGAAACUCCACUCCGAGAAGUAGCGCGCGGAUUCGCUUCGCCAUCUCCACGCACCCCUACGCUUACACCUAAUACGACUACCCAGAGGAGCCUUGGAACUGCUCACAGUAAUCACUCGCAGGGUGCUCUCAGUGCUAAGAGUGACCGGAGUUACUUUUCCAGGACUAGAGAAACUUCAACGGCAGCCCAGGAAGCGGCAGCGGCCGCUAAAGCUCGCGCCAUUGAGCGCGCUGCACCGCAUAGCCCUCAAUAUGAAAUCGCUGAAGCGACACCCACAAGGGGUCUCAGCCCCAUCCAAAGCGAAGCCAGUUAUCGAGAGGAGGUGUUGGAGACUGGCUCUCCGCGUCAGCUGCGCUCAGUCCAUAGCGGUGCCUCUGUGUCCACAGCUGGGCGAAAGGGCGCACGGCCGCAGUCCACCCUUUCCAUCCAGUCUUUUGAAUCUUCACCAAGUACAAAGGCUGCGCGAACGCGGAAGCGCCCGCAAGGUGUGAGCCUGGAGCGAACGAAGGAAGUAUUGGGCGAGCCUGAUACUCCACGCGAUGUCGAUGAAUUCUUUGAGAAGAACCACGAGCAGAACGAGCAGUAUAGAAGGGAGUAUGAGGCCAGCUUGCGUGACUCACCCGGCGCCGACUCUCGACGAAUGACCGGUUACAGCGAGGAGGGCGAAGGACCUUACCCGGAGCGAGACGAACAACGACUUUCUCUGAGCCAGGACAUUCGCAAGGUCGGCUUGAACCCAGAAUACGUCCAUACACCUCUUGCUGUCGAGUCGGCAGUGGCAUCUUUGCUUGAACCUUCAAGCAUUAGUAUUCAAUCAUCAACCACAAGUCCUGUGAAAGGAAAGAGCAGGUUGUCACGCGUCAGCCCAAGUCCAGACUAUCAGCACAUCGCAGAAGGUUCCGAGCUGUCCGAGCUGCACGAACAUCCUAGCCAAGAAAGGUGGAAUGCGAUCCGCGGUCAAGCUCAAACCCUGGCUGGGAAGUCAGGAGCUGGCAGCUCGCCACGACAAAGUCUCUCUGUAUCACUUCAAGACGAGCCGCAGAUGAAUCAUAGCGCAAUACCAACCGGUUAUGUGGAGCCUGAAUAUGGAUACGGAGUAGACGAUGAAUCCGAAGUCAUCACAAACCCAUCCAUCAUCAACGGCCCUGGUGGCGCCCAGUACGAUGAUCGUACAGAGGAGCUUCUGAGCAGACAGGAAGAACGUGAGCAGCGAACACCAUCACGAUCUUAUGGAAAGGCUGCAGCUGCUGGUGCUGCGGCUGGACUCGCCGCAGCCGCAGCAGCUCGCUCACGGAAUGAAAGUCCCAUGUAUGAUCAACAGCGUGAUAGCAUGGCGAGUGACAAUUACGAACUGCACUACGAUCAGCACGAGCCAUUACAUUCAAAGAACUCGUACUCACGUGAGCGGACGCCCUCGCGGAGUCCAGCGCUUUGGAAAGACGAAGGCUACCAAUCAGCCCACCAACCUGGAGCUCACACACCAGAUAUGCGCCACCAGAGGCUUUACGAUGGGGAGAUGGACGAAUACGAUGAGUCACCCCUGGACGGCGGGGAUCCUUUCAGCACUCCCGAUGCUAAGCAUGCCCGUCACUUGAGUGGCAAUUCUCAUGGAAUGGCCUCGCCUCUCUACGAUUCAGCAACUGGAAAAGGCCUCGAUCGGAUUGAAUCGAAGGAUAUAGUGGCACUGAUGGACCACUUGACCGUGCGCGAUGCGCAAAGGAACGCUCGCGAUACUGAAAUUCUGGUGACUCUGGUGCGGAGUGCAGCCGAGAUGCGCAACACUUUCGAAGAGCUGAAACAGUUCAUCCGCGUCCAAGACUCUAUGGUCAUGAAUCACACCGACAAGCGUGUGGACUUGGCAGAGCAGCGCAUCAUUGGCGGUCCCCGCCCGCAGCCCGCAGGCUCUCCACGAGCUCCUCGAUCUUCCGCUGACGACCUUGACUACGAGACCAAAAAGAAGAAUGUGUUCAAACGCGCACUCAAGGGCUUGGGCUCCAAGGGAGACAAGGACAUCAAAAACAUCGAGGCCAUGCUCAUGCAACUUCUUGGAGAUGUAGAAGGUCUGAAGCAGGUGCACCAACUGACACUGGAUCAACAGCGCACAAAUAGCAUGACAUCUUACGAACACAUGCGCGCGAACGAUCCCGGUGCUCCCGAGUCUGGCUAUGAGCCGGAAGGCCGGGCAAACACCGCCUCAUCGCCAAACCAGUCUGGUUACUUGUCCAACCCUUCUACUUCGCGACGCAUACAAGAUCUGCACUCCGGAUACGACGUCCCUCAAACUCAACGGAUAAGCACCGUACACGAAGAGGAUGACGAGGAGUACCUGGAAGACGAACCUCAGUAUGAGAACACCGAACGUAUGACCACUCCGACACAGGAAGCUCGUCGUAACAACAGCCUCUCGCACGACACUCCUCCGCAAGCAGCAAAGCCGUUCCGAGAAUCUCAAAGCCAAGAGAACACGCCCAAGCGUAAGCACAAAUCAAACUCAUCCUCCAUCUUUGGCAUUCCGAAGAUCUCAAGGUGGUCAAAGACAACGGCUUCCACGAACCGCGACUCGGAAAGCCUGCCACGCAACAGUGGUUCAGGGGAGGAAAGGCGUCCGUACUCCAGCGGCUCGCGAUCCGGUUCCCGAGUUAACAUCCCCUUUGGCGAUGGGCAGUACGAGAUGAACGAGGAUGACCGAAUGCGAUCUACAGCCUCCCUCCCUAGGGAUGGACGUGAUUCAGUUCGGUCUCCUUCACCGCUUAUUCCCGAAGAUACGGAGCAGUACGCUAUGGAAGAUCCCAAAUACCAGGCUCAUCGCAAUUCUCUCAAUCUACAGCAUCCUCAGCCUAAGCAUGGUCCUACCGGCCGCCACACCAACCAGUUGGACCAGCAAGCCCGGAUAUUCGACCCAGUCCGGUCACCAGACUACUCGGAUCAGUGGGGCAGUAACCCUUCAUUGGCACGCAACCGCAUGUCUGGCGGCGGUGCUAGUUACAAUGCCGGUAACUUAUCGCCCAUCUCUUCAGAGGGGGGAUACAGCCAGCACUCAGCAUCCGAGCAACAAGCUCCUCCCAGGCCGCCCAAGAUCUUGGAUGACGGUCCUUUGAUUCCACCCCAGCAGCCGCUUGCCGGACACGGACAAGCGAGGCAGAUGUACAGCUCGCCUAAUGAGUAUGGCGGUCAGGGCACCCUGACGCCGUUGGCGCCCAUUCAAGAGGUGCGCUAUUCGCUCGAGACAGACAGGGGAGUCCGCUAUACCCCGACUCCAUCGCCCCGCCCGAGCUCUCAGAACCUGAGUAUCACAAGCCCGCAGCGCAAGAUCACGGGACCUCGUCCCAUGGGCAGCAGGAGCCCUCAACCUCAGCACGGUCAGACCGAGCUGCAACAUUCCGACACGGUUAUAAGAAGGAAGCCUGUCGCUGCAGACACCGAGAGCUUGGAGAGUUAUCGAAGCAGUCUUGACUCGGAGAUCUUCUAG